CCCACCCGCAGUAGUAUUGUACCGUACUUUGCCGCAGGCGGUGUGCCAGCAGUAGAUUUCAUGGUUUAAAGAUUGCACAGAUGUCGGCCUGAGCAGUUUGGUCGAGCAGAGUAGUUACCGCAUCGCCUUUUUAUCUCCCUACUUGAUAAUUGCCGGUAAUGGCGACUUUCGUGAGUGAACUGGAAGCAGCUAAGAAGAGCCUGAGCGAGGCUUUGGGAGAAAACGUGAAACAAUACUGGGCAAACCUGAAACUUUGGUUUAAGCAGAAGAUCAGCAAAGAGGAGUUUGAUGUUGAAGCCAGACGGCUUCUCACUCAAGACAAUGUGCACUUUCACAAUGAUUUCCUGCUGGCUAUACUCACACGUUGCCAGAUUCUCAUUUCAUCUCCUGAGGGAACUGGUUCCUUAAACUCUGCAACCAAACCUGGAAAACCGAAAGGGAAGAAAAAGAUCUCAUCAGUUCGACAAAAGUUUGAUCAUCGAUUUCAACCACAGAACCCACUUGCAGGAGCACACCAGUUUGUUAGCAGAGAUCCACAGGAAGAUGAUGAUCUGAAGCUGUGUUCCCACACUAUGACACUGCCAACACGAGGACAGCUUGAAGGACGCAUGAUUGUUACUGCCUAUGAACAUGGCCUGGACAAUGUAACAGAAGAAGCUGUUAACAUUGUUAUCAAUGCUUUAGAGCAACAUUUAAAGGAUUUGUUGACCUCAGUGGUGUCCCGGAGGCAAUCCUACCGUUUGAAAGAUGGCCACUUUAGGUAUGCAUUCGGAUGCAAUGUAAACCCCCAGCCUUAUCUCAGAAACAGUGUUGCGGCAUACAAUCAACUAAUCGAAGGCCCCUCCGCGUCCACUCUUACCCAUGGGAACCUCAAUCCUGGAACACAAGUGCACCCUGAUGAUGCAGAACAACAAGCUGCCCUUUUAUUGGCCUGUUCAGGAGACAGCGUACCAGCCAGCCUACCUCCUGUUAACAUGUAUGACCUUUUAGAAGCAUUACAGAUUCACAGAGAAGUCGUCCCAUCACAUACGGUCUACGCCUUGAAUAUAGAACGGGUCCUAAUGAAGCUCUGGCAUCCAACUACAGAGGAGUUACAGCAAGAUGAAAUACAUCGCCAAAGACUGAGUGCUAAAGAUGGAAUUCUUUUGUACUGACUUGCUGCGAUCAUGACUUUACUGAACAAAAUGGUUAAAUCUAACCAAAACUUUUGCCCAAGAUUUACAUCAGGGCUUUAUGUUACAUGGACAUGGUUUUACAUCUAUGCAUUCAAAAUCGCAAUACAAAUUUAAUUUAA
Pelobates fuscus (common spadefoot toad) is the source of this 1294-nucleotide messenger RNA. It is a transcript of the gene TADA1, whose product is annotated as transcriptional adaptor 1. Lineage: Eukaryota; Metazoa; Chordata; Amphibia; Anura; Pelobatidae. Gene Ontology annotation, molecular function: transcription coactivator activity. The record is from RefSeq and is a predicted model, not a curated record. Gene Ontology annotation, cellular component: SAGA complex. The transcript is spliced from 8 exons. The coding region runs from base 159 to 1154 and encodes 331 amino acids. Gene Ontology annotation, biological process: regulation of transcription by RNA polymerase II.